AUGGCUAAUAACAAGAGGAAACAAGCUGCAAUAGACGAAAAUGAUGGUGUGCCUUUAAAACGAAAGGCAACAGAACAACAAUUCAAUCAAUCAAAAACAGAAACAGCUAAAAAGGACAGUCAAGAUAAAACAAAUAUCUACCAAAGUGCAAAAACCGUCUUUCGAAGAGCUGCUGUACCUUCUCGACUUAUCGGCAGAGGACAGGAACGAGAAACAAUCAGUCAGUUUUGGAGAGAUCACGUCUUGUCAAAUAAACCUGGUUGUUUGUAUAUCUCUGGAAUGCCAGGCACAGGCAAGACAGCCAUGUUGACUGAAGUGAUGCGAGCAAUGGAAAAUGAGAUAGAUCAACUAGAUUUUACUGUCAAAACGGUCAUGAUUAAUUGUAUGAGCAUGAAGGAGCCCAAACAAAUUUAUGUUAAGCUAGUUGAAUCAUGGAAAUCGACCAAUGCGGUAGUACAGGCUGAUGUUAUAAAGCAAGCGCAUGAAUUGAUGAAUGCCAAGAAGGAUGUACUAAACGUAGUUGUAUUGGAUGAAAUCGAUUCACUAAAGACAAAGGAACAAGAUGUACUCUACAAAGUAUUCGAAUGGGCUUCUUUACCCAAUUCAAGACUGGUGCUCAUUGGUAUAGCAAACGCGCUUGAUUUAACAGAUCGCAUCUUGCCUAGACUAAGAGCAAAAAACUGUGAACCACAACUAUUGAACUUUAACCCAUAUACAGUUUCUGAGAUAUCCUGCAUUAUCAAAGAUAGACUCUAUUCACUCGUCGAUAACCCAACUAAAGAUACACCUCUUCCACUUUUUCAACCAGCGGCCAUAGAACUCUGCUCGCGUAAAGUUGCUGCUUCCAUGGGCGACCUUAGAACAGCCCUCGAUAUCUGUCGACAAGCCGUCGAGCUUGCCGAAAUGGAACAAAAGAAAUUGAUCUUGUCAGAUAAAAACCAAAAUAUACCAGAAUCCAAAGUGACGAUUGGACAUGUUAUGAAAGUACUGAAUUUUGUCUUUGGCAAUCCGACAGUGCAGAAACUAAAGCAAUUAAGCCUACCACAAAAAGUGGUAUUGGUCGUAUUUUCCAUUAUGCAGAAAUCAAAUAAACAGAUCACACUAGGAAAGUUUCGUGAACAGUACAGUUCUAUCUUUACAGACAAUAGAGAUAACCUCAUAACGGGUGUAUCCAGAACAGAAUUAAACGAUUUACUAUCUAUGUUGGAAACAGCGAGCAUACUUAGCUUGGGUAAAAAUAAAGAAGAAAGAGCAAGAAAAAUACAGCUACAUGCACAAGAAAACGAGAUUAUACAGAUGGUAGAAGACAUGCCAAUAUUGAAAAAUUGGAUGAUUGAAAGGCUUAAAGAACGCGGGCUUCAAUAA
Rhizopus microsporus ATCC 52813 is the source of this 1365-nucleotide messenger RNA. RefSeq names its product cell division control protein Cdc6. Gene Ontology annotation, biological process: cell division; mitotic DNA replication checkpoint signaling; DNA replication initiation. The record is from RefSeq and is a predicted model, not a curated record. Lineage: Eukaryota; Fungi; Mucoromycota; Mucoromycetes; Mucorales; Rhizopodaceae. Gene Ontology annotation, molecular function: ATP hydrolysis activity; ATP binding; DNA replication origin binding. The transcript has 6 exons. Gene Ontology annotation, cellular component: nucleus. Bases 1 to 1365 code for a protein of 454 amino acids.